AUGCCUGAGCCAGUCGGAAUCGCUAACUUGCCCAACCAAAGGUACAAAAUCGUGUCCAAUCAAGGUGCCACCUUCACGUUGAUGGUGGCUGGUGAGUCCGGUUUGGGUAAGACCACGUUUGUCAACACGUUGUUCCAGUCGGCGUUGAAACAGCACGACGACGCUAAUGAGAGACACAACAAGUUCACCAACGCCCACCAGACUGUAGAUAUCUCCAUCGUGCGUGCUAUCUUGGAGGAGAAAAACUUCAAGAUCCGUUUGAACAUUAUCGAUACCCCCGGGUUCGGCAACAACGUCAGCAACCAGGACCUGUGGACGCCAAUCAUCGACUUUAUUGACGACCAACACGAGGCUUACAUGAAGCAGGAGAAACAACCUUCUAGAGGUGACAAAAAGGACUUGCGUGUUCAUGCGUGUCUUUACUUUAUUCGUCCUACUGGUCAUUCGUUGAAACCAUUGGACAUUGAGAUCAUGAAACGGUUAUCCACUAGAGUCAACUUGAUCCCUGUGAUCGCCAAGGCUGACACGUUGUCGCCAGCAGAGAUGGAGACGUUCAAGAGCAGAAUCAGAGACGUGAUCGAGGCCCAAGACAUAAAUAUAUAUACACCCCCUAUGGAUCUCGAUGAUCCCGCCAGUGCUGAGCACUCCAAGCAGCUCAUCGAGUCCAUGCCAUUUGCGGUGAUUGGCUCCGAGGAAGAGGUAGAGAUUUCGCCUGGCAAUUUCGUCAGGGGCAGAAAGUAUCCAUGGGGUGUGGUUGAGGUGGAGAACGAGAGACACUGCGACUUCAAGAAGUUGCGGUCGCUCUUGUUGCGCACAAACAUGUUGGACUUGACUUUGCUGACCAACGAGAUCCACUUUGAGACAUUCAGAUCGUUGAAAUUGGGCAACUUGGGCUCGGAGAAGGGAGACGAUGAUCUGUCCAUCAAGAAGCCUAGAAGAUUGCACAACCCCAAGUUCAAGGAAGAGGAAGAUGCAUUGAAGAAGUUCUUUACUGAGCAAGUGAAGGCUGAGGAACAAAGAUUCAGACAGUGGGAGACCAAUAUUGUCACGGAGAGAAACAGAUUGAAUCAAGACUUGGAGGAGAUGCAAGCCAAGUUGAAGACCUUAGAGGAGCAGGUGAAGAAAUUGCAAUUGUAUAAGAAGUAG
Molecule: messenger RNA, 1146 nt
Organism: Sungouiella intermedia
Lineage: Eukaryota; Fungi; Ascomycota; Pichiomycetes; Serinales; Metschnikowiaceae
Source: the annotation of a GenBank genome assembly